UGAUGUAGUCAUGGCAACCACUCCAAAUGAUAGGAGCUGAUGCUGUUGUGGCGACAGGUCAGGUGGAUGAUGCUGAGCAGGAGACAUUUGGCCAUCCUCUGUGUGGGCCUGGCAAGUGUGUUCUUGUAUAGCGAAUAUGUCAUCUACUACAUAGCCAUAUGGCAGUGUUCCUGGCCACAUCUUGAACCUGAAGGACCUGCCUCUGUUGCAGCUCAGAAAGGACGGGACAGCACCAAUCCACAUCAGCCUAUCAGGGUGCUGUUUCUUGCUGACACCCACCUCCUUGGUAGUAGGCUAGGGCACUGGUUUGAUCGACUCAGAAGGGAGUGGCAGAUGGAGAGGUCGUUCCAGACGGCCGUGUCCGUCCACCAGCCUCAUGCCGUUUUCGUGCUGGGGGACUUGCUGGACGAGGGGAAAUGGUGCAGCGACAAGGAAUUCUGGGAGGAGUAUCUGGUUAGAUCCAGACGUAUGUUUCGUCACAAUGCAGACCUCCAGUUCCAUGUGGUCGUGGGAAACCAUGACAUAGGCUUCCAUUAUGAUGUUACAAGACAGAAACUGAACAGGUUUCAAAAGGCUUUCAACCUGUCAGCUGUCACCACAGUUACCAUUCAAGGAAACAUGUUCCUGUUAGUGAACAGUGUGGCACUAGAUGAGGAUGGUUGUUUUAUGUGUGCUGCAGCAGAGGACCAGCUGAAGGACAUCUCUUUCUCUCUCAACUGUUCUCGGGGGCUUGGUGGUGAGGAGAAUGAUGGGAAAAUGCAGUGUAGGAAUGCUCACAAGCUACCAAAUACUGCCCCCAUUUUGCUAAUGCACUACCCCUUGUACAGAAACUCAGAUGCCAACUGCACUGGUCCUGACUCUGCACCCAAUAAUGAGAAGUAUACUACAUUCAAGGCUCGAUAUGAUGUGGUAUCAAAAUCUGCAUCGCAAAAGCUGCUGUGGUGGUUGCAGCCCAGACUUGUCCUGACUGCCCACAUCCACCACGGCUGUGUGGUUCACCACCCGGAUGGAACCCUGGAGCACACCCUGCCCUCCUUCAGCUGGAGGAACAGAAACAAUCCCAGUUUCCUCAUGGCCUCGAUCCACCCCACUGGCUAUUCCCUGACUAAGUGCUUCUUACCAGAAGAGAGCUCUGUUAUCGUCCUUUAUGUCAUAUCAAUUCUGCUGAUGUUAAUAUGGACAUGUUCAAAAGUCAGACAACGCAGAAGAGUCUUCCUAUCAAAGCUGAUGUAGCACAUAUAGGGCAGCAAAAACCACAGAACUCUAUAUACACCUGUCAUGCAACACUUUGUAAAAAGUUUGUACCACUGCCUUGUAUACAGAUAAUGUGUCAUAAACCUUGUGUACUACUUAGUAGUAUUAUGUAUAUGCAACAUUUGCUUUUGCUGUGCAGCCUGAGGCUGCCUGCCGGAAAGAGAUUGGGUGGUUCUUCAAUAUAAGCCCUGCUAAAGCUACAAGCAGCUAAUCCCGUUGUGGGCAUAGGCUAUAGCUUAAUUUAUGUCAUACCUGUGACGCGAAAAUGUUACAGGUGUUCCGGACCGGGCCAUAACUUCCGUAUCAGACCGGUUCGAAAGGCGUAUCACACAGGCUCCAUUUGAAUAC
Branchiostoma floridae (Florida lancelet) is the source of this 1602-nucleotide messenger RNA. RefSeq names its product metallophosphoesterase 1-like. The transcript has 8 exons. Gene Ontology annotation, biological process: GPI anchor biosynthetic process. The record is from RefSeq and is a predicted model, not a curated record. The coding region runs from base 40 to 1233 and encodes 397 amino acids. Lineage: Eukaryota; Metazoa; Chordata; Leptocardii; Amphioxiformes; Branchiostomatidae. Gene Ontology annotation, molecular function: hydrolase activity.